AUGACAAGCAUCAUGACAAGCAUCAUGGCACUGAUAAGCAUCACGGCACUAAGAAGCACCACUCGUCCACGGCCUUGGUUAAUCCUUCGUACGUGCACCCUCACCAUGGCGACCAUAGGCACCACAGCGGCCAUAAGCACCAUAGCGAGCACAAGCACCUCAGCGACCAUAAGCACCACAAUGACCACAAGCAUUACAGCGGCCAUGAGCACCACGGCACGGCCAAGGUGA
This is a messenger RNA of Neohortaea acidophila, 231 nucleotides long. RefSeq lists its product as uncharacterized. The coding region runs from base 1 to 231 and encodes 76 amino acids. NCBI's taxonomy places the organism in Eukaryota, Fungi, Ascomycota, Dothideomycetes, Mycosphaerellales, Teratosphaeriaceae. The record is from RefSeq and is a predicted model, not a curated record. The transcript has a single exon.